Molecule: messenger RNA, 3849 nt
Organism: Gamsiella multidivaricata
Lineage: Eukaryota; Fungi; Mortierellomycota; Mortierellomycetes; Mortierellales; Mortierellaceae
Exons: 3
Coding region: 1-3849 (1282 amino acids)
Biological process (GO): nuclear division
Cellular component (GO): cytoplasm; nucleus
Molecular function (GO): mRNA binding
Source: RefSeq, a predicted model, not a curated record
AUGCUGCACCAGGCUCAAGCCCAAGACGAAUCCGCCGCUGCCUCUGCCGCUGCCGCGACUGCCGCCGCCGCCGCCUCUGCUGCCCUAACUGACGACGAACCCCUGCCCGAGCCCGCAUUGAUCAAGCAGUCGACCCCUCGUAAGGCCCAGGGUCUCGAUCUCGAUUCGAUCUCCAUGUUCCCCUCUCUCGGUUCCUCCUCUGCCCGUCCAGCUGCCACGACCUCCACCUGGGGUGCUGGUCCUUCUUCGCGCGUCAAGUCUGCGGCCGGUAGCAAAUUGGGUGCCGUCGGUGAUCAGCGUCGCUCGCCCGCUACAGCUGCCGGUGCCUCUGCGUCGACGCCCCCACGUAUUUCGAGCUCGGGUAAUAUUCAGGAACGUAUGCAGAUCCCCACGGUUCAGAUCCCUAGUUUUGGAAAGGCCAAUGUCGGUGAUAUCGUCAAGACCGCCAUGGCUUCGUCCGGGGCCCGCAUCGAAUCGACCAAGUCCCAGGCUACUGGUUUGACGACCUUCUUGAUCUCUGGAAGACCCGAUGCUGUUGCCAAGGCCCGCCGCGAUCUUCGAUCCAGCUUUGCCAAGAAGGAAACUAUCAAAUACCCUGUCCCAGCGUCUGCCUGUGCUCAUAUUCUCGGUUCCAAGGGUCGUACAUUGCAGGGUAUCCAGAGUAAGACCGGCGUCAGAAUCGAGGUUCCUCGCCGUGAGCACCAGGAGACUACCUUUGAACCCGCAAAUGCCAACGAGGACGACUUGGAUGCUGAGGAGGAAACGGUGUCGAUUGAUAUCGAGGGUGAUGUUGAGAGCAUCAAGGCCGCCAAGGAAGAGAUUGACGCCAUUGUCAGCAAGGUCUGCCGCAUCAACUACCGUUUGACCACUGUUCCUCCUGCGUACUAUCCCUUCAUCGCUGGCGCCCGCAACGCUAAUGUCCAGGCGAUCCAGCAGGAGACCAACACCAGGAUCAACAUGCCCUUCCACGUCUCAACUCAGGAUGAUGAUGACGAGGAGGAGACCAAGGACGUUGCCAUCGUCAUCCAGGGUGAUCGCAAGAACAUUCGCAAGGCGAUUGAGUUGAUCGAGAAUAACUAUCGGGACGUCGAGCACUCCACCCGCACCAUGACCAUCAACAUCCCCAAGCGUCAGCAUCGCUUCUUGGUCGGAACAAAGGGUGUGCACAUCAACGAGAUCCAUGCCGCUACUGGAUGCACGAUCGAGAUCCCCCCUGUUGACUCCUCCUCAGAUUCGAUUGUUGUUCGUGGACCCGAGUCGGAAUUGAUCUCUGCCUUGACCUUAAUCAUGGAAAAGGCCAACAGCUCUGUGGUCGAGGUGGUCGAUGUCGCCGCUGCCCACAAGGGUGGCAAGGCCGAUCAUGCUCGCCACGUCACCAGGUAUUUGAGUGCCCGCAGCAGGCUGCGAAAGAUUGAGCAAGAGCACGAGAAUGUCCAGAUCAGCAUCCCCAGGUCCGAAGGUCAAAGCUCUGUAACGAUUGAGGUCGUUGCCAAGGCGCGUUCGGAGGCCGAGGCUGCACGCCAGAAGGUCCUUGACGCUGUCAAGGCCAUGAGUCCUGCUCUCUUUGAUGUUGUCCACGUUGAGCCCCUUCUCCACCGCCACAUUGUCGGCCGCAAGGGCCAAAAUAUCAACCGCAUCCGUGAGGCCCAUGGUGUCGAGGUCAUUGUCCCUGAUGCCCAGAGUGACUCGCCCGAGAUUGUCUUGGUUUACGAGAUCACAUCGGACGCGGAUCUCAAGGACUCUGCCAAGAUUCGCGCCGCCCUGGAAGCGGUCAAGCAGGAGGUCGACAAGCUUGCGAACGACGCUACCGACUUUUCCACCAAGAUUUUGACUGUUCCUGCCCGUCUGCACCGUAACAUCAUCGGUACCAAGGGGUCAACUUUGAACGCUAUCAUGGGUCUGGAGCCCGCCACAUCCGUCCGUUUGGGACUUCCACGCGCUGGAUCUGCUGACGACGCUAAGAAGCCUGCCCUGACCGAGGACUCGAUCGUUAUCAAGGGACCCAAGGAUGAGGUCGAACGAGUCGCCCGCGAGAUCUUGGCUUUGGCCGAGGAGGCCAAGCACCAGCAGAUCAUGAACGGUUACACUGUCAACUUUGAUAUCCCCGCCACCGCCUCGCCCCAUGUGAUCGGAAAGGGAGGCGCCAACAUCAGCAGACUGACGGAGCAGUUCCAGGUCAAGUUUGAUUUGAACGACCGUGCCAGUGGUGCUGACGAGAAGAGCAAGAAGUCUGGCCACGAGAUGAUGGAGGUCACGAUUCAGGGAGUCAAGAAGAACGUCGAGGCCGCCAAGGAGACGAUCCUAAAGAUGGUCGAGCAGAUUGCUGAUGCCACUGUUGCGAAACUCAACAUCCCUGUCGAGCACCACAGUGCAUUGAUCGGUGCCAGGGGUCACUAUGUCCGCCGUUUGGAGGAGAAGUACGGGGUCAGGAUUCAGUUCCCCAAGGCUGCAGAGUUGGAGGACGAUGAGGACAAGUCCAAGUUGAACGUAGUCAUGGUCAGUGGUGGAAAGAAGGGCGUCCAGGGCGCCAAGGAGGAGCUCCUCGAGUUGCUGGAUUAUGAAAAGGAGAACAACAACACGCUGGAGAUGGUGGUUGAGCCCAAGAUGCUCCCACACAUUGUCGGUCGCAGUGGUGCGAAGAUCAACGAGAUCCAGGAGGCCUCCCAGACCCGGAUUGACAUCCGUCGCUCGGGCGAGACCGAGGAGAAGCGCGAGGUCCGCUUGGUGAUCAGUGGACCGAAGGCCGGAUUGAAGAAGGCUCAGAAGGCGAUCCAGGAGAUUGUCGACGCACAAAAAUCCCAGGUCGAGGAGUUGGUUCAUAUCGACAACAAGCACCACAAGGUUCUGAUCGGUCAAGGCGGAUCGACUUUGCGCGAGAUCAUUGCCAAGGCCGGCGGGCCCGCCGAGAUGUCGGCUCAGGCGUCGUUGGUCAAGUUCCAGAACAACAACAACGCUGUCCUCCUGAAGGGCGACAAGACUGUUGUAGAGAAGAUCAAGGCCGAGAUGCUGGCGAUGGUUGCAGAGCAAGACAACUGGACCACGUUGACGAUCAGCAUCCCUGCGGCCCAGCACCGCCAGAUCAUCGGACCUCAGUUCUCGAACGUCAAGGAGAUCGAAAACCGCCACAAUGUCCGCAUCCAGUUCCCCAACAACAAGAACAAGAAGGAGGGUGGCAAGGAUGCUGCUGCCACUGAUUCUUCUGCGGAGGCGAUUGCUGCCAAUGACUGUGUGACGAUCAAGGGUCUCCGUGAGAACUGCGAGAAGGCCAAGGUCGAUCUGGAGGCGAAGAUCAAGAAUUCUGCCAGCCGUUCGUUCACGAUCCCUAAGCGCUACCGUCAGGCUGUCUUUGGCGAUGGUGUUUGGAAGAUCCGCAACGAGUUCAAUGUUGUUGUCCAAGUUCCUCGCGGCGAGGGCGGUCGUGGUGCCGGUGGUGCUGGCAAGCGCAUUGAUGCCGACGACGAGAACGUGACGCACGGCAUCACGGACGGUCUCUCCUGGGAGUUGUACGAUGUUUCGGGUGCAGCCGAUGAGGAGGGUGAUGCGCAGUACACGGUGCAGCUCCAGGGAACGGACGCUGCGUGCGAGGCCGUGGAGAAGCACCUUCAGGGCCUGUUGAACAAGGCUCGCGCUUCGACGCAUGUGCUCAAGAUCCGUGUGCCGACGACUUUCCACGGAUUGAUUAUUGGAUCUGGUGGUAACAACAUCAAGCAGAUCGAGGCCGAGUCGGGCACGUCGACGAAGAUUGCGAGGGGCGAGGAGCUGAUUACGAUUAGCGGACCGAAGGAGGGUGUCGAGAAGGCUAAGCAGGCGAUCGUGCGUAUUGUCAACACUUCGGACAAGCGCGCGUAA